Messenger RNA from Durusdinium trenchii, 1215 nucleotides. NCBI's taxonomy places the organism in Eukaryota, Dinophyceae, Suessiales, Symbiodiniaceae. The record is from the annotation of a GenBank genome assembly.
AUGGAGAGCGACCAGGUGUCGAAGCUGGCGGAAGAAGUCCAAUCCCUGAGACGCCAUGUGGACGACGGAGAGCCCCAGGUGGCGAAUCUCAUGGAGGAACUCCAAUCCUUGCGCCAGCACCUGGAUGAAGGAGAACCGGCACAGAAGGUGGAGAGCCUCGCAGAGACCCUGAAGCAGCUCCAAGAGAGUCACCACGACUUGCAUCAAAAGGUGGAGAACGUCGGGACCAGAGAAGCUGAGGUCUCCGACUUGAAGAAGCAGGUGCAGAGCCUAGGCGACACGGUGACUCGCACCGUCGAAGCGGUCAGCGCGCGCAACGAGAGCCUCAGCGAGGUGCCAAAGCUCAAAGAGGCCUUGGAGUCUUUGAAGCGACGACAAGAGGAGUUCAACUUGCAGAUCGAGGCGACGCAGCGGAAGCAGCUCAACGCCAUUCGCGAGGACAUGCGUGUGGUCCAAGCAAGCCAAGAGGCCGCGGCCAAGCGGCAAGCGCAGAUCAAGGAGGGAACCCAGUCCCUGGAGAAGGAGCAGUUGCAGUUGGCCUCGAAGCUUCGACAAUUGGAAAACGGAAGGUUGAAGCAGCUUGGGCAAGACAUGCAGGUGGUGAAGGAGGCGAUUCUUCACGUGCAGCAGGAGUUGAAGAAAGAGGUGGUGAUCCCGGAACACAUCUUGAAAGACCUGGACGACAAGAACGAAGCACGCCUCGAGGCGAUUUGGAAGGAGCUCCAUAGCCACGCAGAGGCUGCAGCGACCCGGGCAGAUCGCAUCGAGCAGAGCUUGACGCAACGUGUGGUCCACUUGGAGUCGGCGACCACCAGGCUCGUGAAAGCCGAGGAACACACGCGAAGCUUGGAGCAAGACAUGCAGAAGCAGUCGGAGUGGUUUGCCUGGCGGAUCGCCUGGUUGGAGUGGGCGACCACCGGCGAGAAGCGAUCCUUUGCUCGCGCCUUGCUUCCACCGCCCUCGACCCCUGCAGCGACCUGUUUCAAGCAGCCUCUGACGGAGGACUCCGAGCUUUGGGCCCAAGAGAAAGCCGGACCGCGCCGCUUGAGACGUGCACCAUUGCACAACAUGCCCAACGCGGGCACGGCGAACGGGUCAGCCUUGUCGGGCUCGUCCUCUGCGCCAGUCUGGGUGGCCCAGUGGGCCAGGGAACACGCCUCCCGGACCUGCGAUAAAGGUCGGACCCUCGAUCAUCCGCACGGCUUCGCCAAGUGA